Molecule: messenger RNA, 864 nt
Organism: Ixodes scapularis (black-legged tick)
Lineage: Eukaryota; Metazoa; Arthropoda; Arachnida; Ixodida; Ixodidae
Product: E3 SUMO-protein ligase PIAS2-like
Exons: 1
Coding region: 1-864 (287 amino acids)
Biological process (GO): regulation of transcription by RNA polymerase II; protein sumoylation
Molecular function (GO): transcription coregulator activity; SUMO ligase activity; zinc ion binding
Source: RefSeq, a predicted model, not a curated record
AUGUCAUCGUCCGGUGCAAGAGGUCUACAGCCCCUUCUGCCUUUCUAUCGAAUUUGCAGCACCCGCAAUGAUCUUUGGAAACUCAGUCGCUACAAUCGACACGUCAGUUGUACACUUUCGUGCGAGGGCUUGAACGUCGACGGCGAUAGGAAGCGCGUGUUUCUGUGCAUGAGCCACACUUCAAAACCAGAGGCACACGACCAGUGCAAGGUAACUCUACGUAUUAAUCGUGUGCCGUAUUUUGGCGUACCUCUGGAGAUACUUGAUAUCAGCAGGUACGUCGCUCUCAGGAGUAAUCAUUUCUCUGUCGUGGGCUUGGAUAUUCUUGACGACUUCAGUGUCGCCAUUCACGUCGUAGAAAAGGUACCGAAGGACGAGUUACUGCGCUCUGUCGCCGAAGGCCACAACUGCAUCCACGACGUGGCCACCACGAAAAGACUGGCUCAUGACCUGCUGACGAGUGGAAACUGCGAAGAUGUCAUCGUGGAUUUCCUGACGGUGUCCCUCAACUGCCCUCUGAAGAAGACAAGACUCCAAGUGCCGUGCCGCGGCGUGGACUGUCGUCAUGUCCAGUGCUUCGAUGCUCUGGCGUACCUUGAGCUGAACGAGAGCACUCUUCGUCCCUUCUGGCGCUGUCCGGUGUGCGACCAGAGCGUAAAGGUGAAAGAGCUGCGCAUAGAUCUGUUCACGCUGGAGAUGCUAGACGCUUUGCCUGAGAAAUCUGGCCUGGUGCAAAUAUCUCCAGAAGGAAAAUGGACUCCAGUCGAACCCGGAUUUGAGUCAAAAAGCAAGGGGGCGCUGCUCGCCGAUGGAAGAUACGUGAUUGACUUAACGGGAGAUACCUCAUCUGACGAAGAAGCCUGA